Molecule: messenger RNA, 1606 nt
Organism: Danio rerio (zebrafish)
Lineage: Eukaryota; Metazoa; Chordata; Actinopteri; Cypriniformes; Danionidae
Gene: mffb
Product: mitochondrial fission factor b
Biological process (GO): positive regulation of mitochondrial fission; positive regulation of protein targeting to membrane; mitochondrial fission
Cellular component (GO): mitochondrial outer membrane; cytoplasm; peroxisome
Source: RefSeq, marked validated
ACGCUAACCGGAAGUGAGUGAAACCAGCGACCUCUUGCCGAUAAAAAUGUUUGUAAUAAAGAUACCACAUUCCUAGUAAACAUAAAUCCCAAGGUGUCUGUUUGCACAACAUAAGCCAAAUAAACGUAGCUUACUGUCAGCAUUUAUAACAAUAAUAUUAUUUUACAAACAGCGAGUUCGUUGAUUAGCCAGGCAGUUGUCAUUCAGCAGCAGAGCACAGCUGUACCAAGGGACUUACGGUGGUUUGAUGGAAAUAUUUAUUCUCUAAUGGGGUUGUAAUCUUUAUCCGAAACAUCCGCUGCAACCGAAGUGCCGAUCGUUACAAAGUCAACGGGUAAAUGAGCGAGGCUGACAUCUUCCACUCUGCCGAUAUGGCAGAAGUAAACCGCAUCCACUAUGAACUAGAAUAUACAGAAGGCAUCAGUCAACAGAUGCGGAUACCUGAGAGGCUCAAAAUCGCCUCCGGUUCUUCAGAGGAACCGCCUGGUCUCCUAAAUGCAUCUCACAGUACUAUGAUGCAUGUGCCAGAAAGGAUUGUGAUUGCAGGAGAUGAUAAUGACGCUCGCUUUGGAAGACCCAGAGAUCUAGAUUUGAUCCAGUCUACUCCACUAGAAACAGUCGAACUGAAAACUCCACCACGGGUUCUUACCCUCAAUGAUCAACCUCUGGACUUCCUCGAGCCAGAGCCAGCAGCAAACUCCACUGCCCAGCCGAGAGAAGAGAUGAAAUCUCACUUUAGGUCAAGACGGGAGCGAUGUAGGAGUGAAAACUCUACAAUGCGUCGCAAUGGACAAAUAAACAAACAUGAUUUUGCAAGUCCGUCUCCAUCUCGUGCUCCUGUCCGUGUUUGUCCCCCUCUUAUAAGUCCUGAGGACAGUCAGAAUUUAAACAGUGCCAGUGGUGUCCUCAAUUACAUCAAGAGCACGACUCGCAGGGCUUACCAGCAGGUCCUGGAGGUGCUGGACGACAGUCAGCGCGGUCGUGCAUCUCUUGUGACUUUCGAUGCGAGUGUGGAGAACACUCCUGAUGAUGCUGGUUUAACAGACGCUGCCUCACUGCGACGACAGAUUAUCAAGCUGAAUCGAAGACUGCAGCUACUGGAGCAUGAGAAUAAAGAGCGAGCCAAGCGUGAAAUGGUCAUGUACUCCCUCACUGUUGCAUUCUGGUUAGUUAACUCAUGGAUCUGGCUUCGUCGCUAGAGAGCCUCUUUUUUUUCCACACAUCCUUUAAGUGUCAAACUAAAUAAUAAAAAUACGUUUCAUUCACAAUGUAAAGUUGGUGUUUUAUGAUUUUCAGUUCAUAAAAGAGUCAAUUUAAUAAUAUAACAGUUGCACUUUCUAUAACAGUCUGAUUAUGCUCAAACAAAUGUAUCUAGUUAUUUUUUAAGUUAUUGUUUUUUUGUCAUUGUUAUGGUGUUUUUGUAACUGUUUUUGUAACUGUAUGUAUCAUGGUUAUGUGCAUUGUGAUGUAAAGAUGUAAAUGUUUAUAAUAUUCCAUUUUUGUGAAUACAUGGAAGUUUGCACUUAUAUUUCAUUAAAAAGUGUUUAUGCAGGAACAUAUUAAAAGAUGUGGGAUCACCAAAGAAUUAAAGUGCAAAAUGCAUAAA